Molecule: messenger RNA, 1602 nt
Organism: Mollisia scopiformis
Lineage: Eukaryota; Fungi; Ascomycota; Leotiomycetes; Helotiales; Mollisiaceae
Exons: 6
Coding region: 1-1602 (533 amino acids)
Source: RefSeq, a predicted model, not a curated record
AUGGCUCCCGUCGAGAUCCAUACUUCUCCUAGCUAUGUGCCAACGGCUGUGGUAUUCUUCCACUUAUUCGCAGUGGGCUAUAUAUCAGCUAUAGCUGCACGAUCAAUUUAUCGGUCAUAUGUUGCUCUUCCUCCAUCGUCAGCAACCAGACAUCGAGAACCAUUGCGAAAAGGCCACGUCCAGACUUUCUCCAUAUUGGCUCUUGUGAGCUUGGUUUUUGCUGGAUACUAUGCUUCUAGAUUCGCCAGCCUUUCCUAUCGAGUAUGGGCUACUGAGAGAGGCAUCGAACUUCCUACUGGUUUCUUCGGAGAUAGAGGGGCACUCAGAGGCGGAGAGCAUCCUGGAAGACUCCAAAUUGUCACAUGGCUCAACGAUACACCUUACUACAGAGAUGCUCUUGAAAUCGUGACUGAAAAGGCCCGUCACUUUUGGUGGGGCCAGCAAGUCACUUUGGGCUUGAUUUCGUGGAGCACGUAUCUUGCUAUCGAAGGCCAGAGACGAAACAUCUCGAAUAUCUGGUCUUUCUUGGCACUUUCCCAACUAGUCAGCUUGUCAUAUGCGCAGAACUUAUUCUUUGUGGCUAUCCUACUUACUCCAGUUCCGUUGCCUGAGAAUGUACGGGAGAUUACAAGGACAUCUGUGCCUGGUACUUCAAGCAGGUAUACUCAAUUAUUGGAAAGAGUUGUACCAGCCAAACCAGAAGGAUUUGUUCCAAGUCCGUAUAGCUACGCAGUGCUACUUGCGUUGAAUUUCAUGGCUGUUCUUCUCACGCCAUUUGCUGCUAAUACACCGUCUUUCAUGAGCGUCGCCCUCCUUGCACGUGUCAUACCGUUCUCCUUCCUUGCCCUACCUUAUGUCAUCCCAGAAAGCUGGGGCACAAUCCACAGCCAUCCUCACGACUCUCACGCAAGCUAUACAAAACUUUUUCAGUACAUCUCCGCAUUUUCGGCUAUCCUCCACCUUAAGUCAAGCUUUCUAGCGCUAUUCUACAAUAUCCCGGACAGCACAUACUAUCGCCACAGUCUUCUCCAUCCUUUCAAAGAAGAACAUCGCUCCACAUUUGAUCGUAGUACCACCGCACUAGGCAGAGUCUUUGGAGCCAUCGGUGAACACCCAGCUGUGAGCGCUCAAGGUUGGGAUGUGUUGCUUUCAGGACUCACACUUGGUAUCUGGGCUGCUAUUAGGGGACUCGAGGCGAAUGAUAUGUUGACAUCGACUUUACCUUUCAGCGAGCUGCUUUUGAAGCCUGCGCAGAAGUUAGUCGAGGACACAUCUAUUGCUCUCAAAGAGGAUGCAAAGGAUGCGGUUGACAAUGUCGUAUCACGAACGACUCGCCGUCGUCCCGGGCGUCCUAAGAAGCACGAGGAGAUCGAUAGCAAUGUCCCGCGCCGUGGAAGAUCCGCAAAGAAGGCUCUUGAGCUCACGAACGGAGUAGACGAAGAUGAUGCUGCUUACGAGCCAACUGAGAGUGAUCCAUUGGAAGGUGAUGAAGAAACAGGGGAGGAUUGGGAGAUGGGUGCUUUGACAUGGGGCUUACUCUCCGUUGGUGGAUUAGGAGUAGGUACUGCGGCUGUCUAUGGUGCGGAAGUGGUUGGCAGGUGA